CCAAGUGGCACCCCAAGAAGGACCCCGAAAACCUUCAACCAAAGCAGAGCUCGAAAGAGACAAGGCAGCCCAAAAGGCGCCAUAGCGCAUAGCAAUCAACAUCAAUACAGACCCAAUACAAUAAUACUAACACCCCAUAAUGUCCACAGACCCUCCAGAAAACUCACAAAAUACAAAACAAACGAGGCCCAAGCGAAACGCGGUCACAUUCAGAUCAUCCAAAAGGUCCAUCCCGGAACUGAUCAGUGACCCAUCCAACACCUCAGAAAUCAUAGACGAACAAUCAGCAAGAACAGUCCUAGAAUCCAGACUAUUCAUCACGCCAGCAGCAGAAAUAACCAUAGAUACACUAACCACAGCUCUCCUAGACUUCACAGUUCAAGCACCAUCGCUCACACCAAUGCACAUCGAUAUCAUCCGAGCCAUCGCCAUCCUACUCUUCAAAACAGAUCACAAUCAAAAAGCGAAGACAAUAUCAGACGCGAUAAGCAAGCAACUAGAAGAACCUCUUACUCGGCUCAACAAACUGGCAAACACCAACAUCCAAGAGAAUGCAAACCUAGAUGCGAUAAACGAAACAAUGAAGAAAGCAGAAGCAUCAAUAGACAAGAUCACCAACACAAUCGAAGAAAUCAAGAACACAAUAGAACAAAUCACUCCAACCAUCAACACAGCGCAAAACGGAACUACCAACACGACCAACAUUGAAACCAGCCUAGAGAAGAUACAACAAGAAGUAACAACACUAGUCAAGGAAUCAGUCCACAAAAACGGAUACAAAACAGCCCUGCUCUCGGGACUAGACAACAACGCUAAUGAUCAUACCACACAGAUAGCUGCAAGAGACGCAAUCAAGGCCCGUCAAAUACUCAUAAACGUAACCUUGGAUGGACCAAUAGCCCCAAGUAAGGUAUCUCAUGCACAACUCGUGGAGAAAAUACAAACAGCAAUAUCCUCCCUCGACGACGCCGACAAGCCUAUCCUAGUCAUCAAGAACAUCAAUCAAUACCGCAAUGGAGGAACCGUAAUCGAAAUGACGACAGCAGAAGCCGCAGAAUUCCUCAAGAAAAACACCGUAAAAGAAGAACUCAUCAAAAAACUAGACCCGAAAGCCGUUUUCAAGGACAGAGGAUACCCGGUAGUUAUACAAUUUGUCCCACUGACGUACGACCCCGAUAAUCAAAACCAUAUACGAGAACUCGAAGCAGAGAACAACUGGGAAGAAGGCACCAUUACACUGGCAAGAUGGAUCAAGCCACCCAACAAGCGUAACGAACAACAACGAGUCGCUCACCUACUAAUCAUCCUCAAGAACCCCAACAACGCAAACGAAGGAAUACGAAAUGGGAUAACGCUCGAGAAUGCACGUCCCACAAAGACGUCUGCGCUAACUGCUCUGAAGAACACAGGACUAGUGAAUGCAACAAACGACAUAUCCGCAAAUGCAUCUCAUGCGAAGAGGAAGGCCAUGCCAGCUGGGAACGCAGCUGCCCAGAAUUCGAAAGGCGAUGCGCGGACAUGGACAGAAGAUACCCCGAGAAUACCAUGCCGUUCUUCCCUACAGAGGAACCCUGGACCCAAGUAUCAGCCCCUCCGAGACCAGCCAACACCCUCAAAACUCAACAACGAAAUACAAACCCCAACCCCUACCCCGGCCCCAAUCGCAAUCAAGAUACAUUAG
Suillus clintonianus is the source of this 1681-nucleotide messenger RNA. RefSeq lists its product as uncharacterized. The transcript has 2 exons. Lineage: Eukaryota; Fungi; Basidiomycota; Agaricomycetes; Boletales; Suillaceae. Bases 140 to 1681 code for a protein of 513 amino acids. The record is from RefSeq and is a predicted model, not a curated record.